AAGACAAACCCCUUAUUUAAGGCCUGGUUGUUUCACAACACUCCAUGACCUUAAUCACAAUCUCAAUAUAUAGCUGCAGCAGCAGCUAGCCUCCAGUAUAAGACUAAAAAUAUCAAACUUUACCAAGAUCUCGAUCGAAAUAAUUAAGUGUAGGAUUACCAGUGAUAAACUGGUGAUCAAAUCAACGAUGGCGCCUUCGCGUCCAGUGGCUAUUGCUGUCAUUCUCUUGUGCACGUUUUUGGCGUUUCAGGCGAUGGCGGCGGACGCCUACGGCGGCGGCGGCGACGACGGCGUGACGACGCAGAUGUUCGAGGAGUGGAUGGCCAAGUUCGGCAAGAAGUACCCGUGCCACGGCGAGAAGGAGUACCGGUUCGGCGUCUUCCGCGACAACGUCCGCUUCAUCCGGAGCUACCGGCCACCGGCGGGCUACAACUCCGCCCUGCGCGUCAACCAGUUCGCCGACCUCACCAACGACGAGUUCGUCUCCACCCACACCGGCGCCAAGCCGCCGUGCCCCAAGGACGCGCCCCGCGGGGUGGAUCCCAUCUGGCUGCCGUGCUGCAUCGACUGGAGGUACAAGGGCGCCGUCACCGAUGUCAAGGACCAGGGCGCCUGCGGGUCUUGCUGGGCGUUCGCGGCGGUGGCGGCGAUCGAGGGGCUGACGCAGAUCAGGACGGGGAAGCUGACGCCGCUAUCGGAGCAGGAGCUGGUGGACUGCGACACCGGCAGCUCCGGGUGCGCCGGCGGCCACACCGACCGCGCGUUCGAGCUCGUCGCCGCGAAGGGCGGCAUCACGGCGGAGAGCGGGUACCGGUACGAGGGGUACCGGGGGAAGUGCCGCGCGGACGACGCGCUGUUCAACCACGCGGCGCGCAUCGGCGGGCACCGCGCCGUGCCGCCGGGCGACGAGCGGCAGCUGGCGACGGCCGUGGCGCGGCAGCCGGUGACGGCGUACAUCGACGCGAGCGGGCCGGCGUUCCAGUUCUACGGCUCCGGCGUGUUCCCGGGCCCGUGCGGGAGCGGGAGCGGCGCGGCCGCGGCGGCGCCCACGACCAACCACGCCGUGACGCUGGUCGGCUACUGCCAGGACGGCGCGUCGGGGAAGAAGUACUGGGUGGCCAAGAACUCGUGGGGCAAGACGUGGGGCGAGAAGGGAUACAUCCUCCUCGAGAAGGACGUCGCCUCGCCGCACGGCACCUGCGGCGUCGCCGUCUCGCCCUUCUACCCCACCGUGUAACCGCCACCGCCAUCGCCGCCGUCCUCCUCGUCAUCUUCUUCUUCCUCCGUCCCGACAUCGAGCCCACUAUAAUGUUAUAUGGGCCGAGAUUUUCUGGCCUCGUCCAUAGAUGGGCCUUAGUUAAUUAUUGGAAUAAGUCUAUUUUAAUUACCUCAAAUAUCUUGCUCCCAGAUGAAUCGCAUCCUUCAACCGUAAAACUAGGUAUAAAACCUCUUCCAUUUUUGAAAACCCGUGCAGACAGCCUCCUUUGGUGGUUUGACCUAAUUACUAGUCAUUGACAUAUGGGUCCCACCAGCUGACUCAACCAAUCAACGGAGUCAAAGCAACCACGUCAGACGAAAUCACCUUCCAAACCACCAAAGGAGGUUAUUUGCACUGGUUUUUGAAGAUGAGAGACACAUUACAUCCGGUUUUACGGUUGAGGAAUACGAUUUAUCCAUGAGCAAGAGUGGAGGGAGGUA
Oryza sativa Japonica Group (Japanese rice) is the source of this 1698-nucleotide messenger RNA. RefSeq names its product senescence-specific cysteine protease SAG12. The record is from RefSeq and is a predicted model, not a curated record. NCBI's taxonomy places the organism in Eukaryota, Viridiplantae, Streptophyta, Magnoliopsida, Poales, Poaceae. Gene Ontology annotation, cellular component: lysosome. Gene Ontology annotation, molecular function: cysteine-type endopeptidase activity.